Messenger RNA from Lathyrus oleraceus (garden pea), 1303 nucleotides. RefSeq names its product psbP domain-containing protein 7, chloroplastic. Gene Ontology annotation, cellular component: extrinsic component of membrane; photosystem II oxygen evolving complex; photosystem II. Gene Ontology annotation, molecular function: calcium ion binding. The transcript is spliced from 3 exons. The record is from RefSeq and is a predicted model, not a curated record. Lineage: Eukaryota; Viridiplantae; Streptophyta; Magnoliopsida; Fabales; Fabaceae. Bases 137 to 982 code for a protein of 281 amino acids. Gene Ontology annotation, biological process: photosynthesis.
UCACAAUGCACCGCUUCAUUAUUUAUUUUGUUAUAGUUGCAUAAUAUUUUAUUUUAUAUUUUUAAGGAAGAGGUUACUUUACCAUAGAGGAUGAAAUAUAUGUUACCUUAUUAUUUAUGACAUAAAAGGUUGAAAGAUGGCAGUGCAAGUGCAAGCGAGGUUUGGAGCAUGGAACAGAAAUAGCAUAGGAAUAGUACGGUGUUCGAGCGAGGGAGAAGAUAAAGUGAAAGUGAAAGAGGCAGUAGUGUGGUCACCAGCGAAAGAAUUGGCUGCGAAAUUUGAACGGCGGCUUCUUGUAGGUAUAGGUUCAGCUUCACUUGUAGCUUUAGGUGCAAAUUUUGGUGGCAUCACAAGUUUUUUGUUAGGUUUGUCUCCAUUGAAUGGUCGUAAGCUGAAGCUAGACGUGCUUUAUCCCAUCGGCGGUUACACCCGUUACAUUGACACUAGGGAGGGGUUCGAAUUCAUAUACCCGGCGAAUUGGGUUGGAGAUCAGACACUGCUGUAUCGAGCGGCUAAAAAAAGAGAAAUGGAACUAUCAUUGGAUCCUCCACCGCUGAAUUUACGGCCACGUUCCAAUGUGACGGAACCAGUUGUUGCAUUUGGUCCCCCGGGUUCCAAUGGUGAGCUCAAUCUUAGUGUUAUUGUUUCGCCAGUUUCUCAAGACUUCUCGAUUGAAGCAUUUGGAAGCCCUCAGGAGGUGGGGGAAGCAGUAAUUCGAACCAUAACAGGAUCAGGGCAGCGCCCGGACUUGAAGGGAACAUUGAUAGAAUCAAGUUUGAGAGAAGAUCCCGCUAGAAAUGCCAAAUACUAUGAGUUAGAAUUCAAAGUUGAGAGCCCCUCUUUCUGGCGACACAAUGUUUGUGUCUGCUGUGCUCGUGGUGGUAGGCUUUUUACGUUAAAUGCCCAGGCACCUGAAUCAGCCUGGCCUGGGUUGAAGUCAGAUUUCUAUACAAUUGCUGAUUCGUUCAAUCUCACAAGUUAGUGAUUCAGGUAAAGUUUUAUAGAGCAGCAGUAGUGGUAGUUCCAUGAGACAGGGCCAGGAGUACAAAUUAAAUAUAUAUCCAAUACGUCGACCUUGUAACACCUUUAUAUUGUUUCCAAAGCUAAAGUUUGUAUUUGCUUGGCCAUGUUUGAUCUAUGUGGGAUACCUGGGCGUUGCCAAUUCUGAACCCCAAACAUUUUUGAAUUUGACUAAAAGAGCAGCACGCACAAAUAGUAAUAAAUUUGUGACUUCAUAUAUAUUUACUAAAUUACAUGUUUCUAUUCCACUUUCUGAAAUAAAAUACAGAUCUGACAUCUCUCA